AUCACUAUGUGACUGCUGGUGCCCGAUAAUCUUGCUGUGUAGCUCCCUCGGUCAACAACUUACUGAGGUGCCUUUUCUUUUCCAAGAGGAUGUCAGCUCUAAGCUCCGGAAAGAAAUAACAGACUUCACCUUGGAAUAGCUCAUCUCACUCCUGCAUCAUUAAAGCGGAUUUUGAAAAGAAAACAAAAAUCCAGUCCUCUUUCCAGCCCCACUUUGUUCCAGCACUGAACAGAAACAGUUUCAUGCUCCAGGACUCAACCAUAGCAAUAUAUGAGAAGAAAAGAUACCACCAAAUGUUCAUUAAGUGAUUUAUAAGACUGAAGAGGAGCAAGGACAGAAACAGGGAUCCCAAUCACAGACCUAUCCCAAGAGUUCUCAGGAAAGAUGAUAGUGACUGCAGUAGAGUAGCAGCAGGAGAGAUAGAGAAAAGAGGUUGAAAAUGGUUGCCUGUGUUUACCUACUGUGAAGACUUGGAUUCAGACAACUACAGCUUUGAUUCUCCAAGUGUUUCAGGAUGUAAAUGUGGUUUGACCUUUCCCUGAUGGGCAGUUAAAUCAUGGACACACGAAACAAUUUACUUUGGACUGUCCUUCCAAAAGAUGCUUUGGCUGCUCUCUUGAAUGCUCACUAAGCAUUUGUAGCUGACAAGGAAAAGAAGGAAAACUGUGAACUGGAAAGUUGUCUUACAAUGAAAAUUACGAGCACAUCUUGCAUCUGUCCAGUCCUAGUGUGUCUCUGUUUUGUGCAGAGGUGUUAUGGAACUGCUCACCACAGCUCUGUCAAGGUGACCAGAAACCAAACCAAACACGCUGAAGGUGAAACCAAAGUCCACCAUCGUCCCAAAAGGGGAUGGGUAUGGAAUCAGUUCUUUGUUUUAGAAGAACACAUGGGACCAGAUCCUCAGUAUGUUGGAAAACUGCACUCCAAUUCUGACAAAGGUGAUGGGUCUGUCAAGUAUAUCCUUACUGGAGAAGGUGCCGGGACUAUAUUUAUCAUUGACGAUACCACGGGUGACAUCCACUCAACAAAAAGCUUAGACAGAGAGCAGAAGACCCACUAUGUGCUUCAUGCCCAGGCUAUUGACAGACGGACAAACAAACCUCUUGAACCUGAAUCUGAGUUUAUCAUCAAAGUGCAAGAUAUCAACGAUAAUGCUCCAAAAUUCACAGAUGGACCAUACAUCGUUACUGUGCCUGAAAUGUCAGAUAUGGGUACCUCUGUUCUACAGGUGACAGCUACUGAUGCAGAUGAUCCUACCUAUGGAAACAGUGCCCGGGUGGUUUACAGUAUUCUCCAGGGACAACCCUACUUCUCCGUAGAUCCUAAAACAGGAGUUAUUAGAACUGCCUUACAUAACAUGGACAGAGAAGCCAGAGAACACUACUCAGUGGUCAUUCAAGCCAAAGACAUGGCUGGACAAGUUGGAGGGCUUUCGGGAUCUACAACGGUCAAUAUCACCUUGACUGAUGUCAAUGACAAUCCACCACGGUUUCCUCAGAAGCACUACCAGCUGUAUGUUCCUGAGUCAGCUCAAGUUGGUUCAGCUGUUGGGAAAAUCAAGGCAAAUGAUGCAGACACUGGCUCAAAUGCCGACAUGACAUAUUCCAUCAUAAAUGGUGAUGGUGUUGGGAUAUUCUCCAUCUCCACUGACAAAGAGACUAGAGAAGGGAUCCUUUCUUUAAAGAAGCCACUGAACUAUGAGAAAAAGAAGUCAUAUACCCUCAACAUAGAAGGAGCAAAUACACAUCUUGACUUUCGCUUUUCUCACUUGGGUCCCUUUAAAGAUGCUACUAUGCUGAAGAUCAUUGUUGGGGAUGUAGAUGAACCACCACUAUUUUCCAUGCCUUCCUAUGUCAUGGAAGUCUAUGAAAAUGCCAAGAUCGGGACCAUCGUUGGUACAGUUUUGGCACAAGAUCCUGACAGUGCUAAUAGCUUAGUAAGAUACUUCAUCAACUAUAAUGCUGAAGAUGACAGAUUUUUCAACAUUGAUGCCAAUACUGGAACCAUUAAGACUACAAAGGUUCUUGACAGAGAAGAAACUCCUUGGUACAACAUCACAGUUGCUGCUUCAGAAGAUGAUAAUCCUGGUUUGCUGAGCCAUGUCACAGUGGGUAUUAGAGUUCUGGAUGUCAAUGACAAUCCACCCGAACUUGCCAGGGAAUAUGAUAUUGUUGUCUGUGAAAAUUCUAAGCCUGGCCAGGUUAUUCACACCAUCAGUGCCACUGAUAAAGAUGAUUUUGCCAAUGGACCAAGGUUUAACUUCUUUCUUGAUGAACACCUGCCAAUGAACCCAAACUUCACUCUUAAGGACAAUGAAGAUAACACAGCCAGCAUUCUGACAAGGCGGAGGAGAUUUAGUCGAACUGUUCAGGAUGUGUAUUAUCUGCCCAUUAUGAUCUCUGAUGGUGGAAUCCCCUCUCUCAGCAGCAGCAGCACCCUCACCAUCAGGGUUUGUGCAUGCGAGAGAGAUGGGCGCGUGCGGACCUGCCGUGCAGAAGCGUUCCUGUCCUCGGCUGGUUUGAGUACAGGAGCCUUAAUCGCUAUUCUUCUCUGUGUUGUCAUUCUCCUGGCGAUUGUGGUACUUUUUAUCACCCUGAGGCGCAGCAAGAAAGAGCCCUUGAUCAUUUCGGAGGAGGACGUGCGGGAGAACGUGGUGACCUACGACGACGAGGGCGGGGGAGAGGAAGACACGGAGGCCUUUGACAUCACGGCCUUGAGGAACCCGUCUGCCGCCGAGGAGCUCAAGUACCGCAGGGACAUCAGGCCGGAGGUGACGCUCACUCCCAGGCACCAGACGUUGUCCACCCUGGAAAGCAUAGACGUUCAGGAGUUUAUUAAGCAGAGACUAGCAGAAGCAGACCUAGACCCCAGCGUCCCCCCUUACGACUCUCUUCAGACUUACGCCUACGAGGGUCAGAGAUCAGAAGCUGGGUCCAUCAGCUCGCUGGAUUCAGCCACGACACAGUCAGAUCAGGAUUAUCACUACCUUGGAGACUGGGGACCCGAGUUUAAAAAGUUAGCUGAACUCUAUGGAGAAAUAGAAUCUGAAAGAACAACUUAGGGGGUCAAUUCUCGCCACCUUGUGGAAUUUGCUUCCUGAGCAAGUGGAGAUAUAUAACCUCAGCAAUGCCAAGGAAGAAGUGUGCAAGCAGUACUUGGAACUGGGCAAGCUGUACGCAGCUCCUUUAGAAACAAGUGCCCUUUUCAUCAGCUAAACUGGGUUAUUUCAUUGGGAGAAAGU
Molecule: messenger RNA, 3241 nt
Organism: Lemur catta (Ring-tailed lemur)
Lineage: Eukaryota; Metazoa; Chordata; Mammalia; Primates; Lemuridae
Gene: CDH18
Product: cadherin 18
Exons: 14
Coding region: 689-3061 (790 amino acids)
Biological process (GO): calcium-dependent cell-cell adhesion; homophilic cell-cell adhesion; multicellular organism development
Cellular component (GO): catenin complex; adherens junction; plasma membrane
Molecular function (GO): calcium ion binding; cadherin binding
Source: RefSeq, a predicted model, not a curated record